This is a messenger RNA of Kalmanozyma brasiliensis GHG001, 558 nucleotides long. RefSeq lists its product as uncharacterized. Lineage: Eukaryota; Fungi; Basidiomycota; Ustilaginomycetes; Ustilaginales. The record is from RefSeq and is a predicted model, not a curated record. The coding region runs from base 1 to 558 and encodes 185 amino acids. The transcript has a single exon.
AUGGAAGUCGAACCAUCACAGCCCACCGUGCCAUACGACCGCGAGGCCGUAUACACCGCACUGACGCAGUUCGACGAGUCAGACGCCGAAUUCCAAGCGGGCAUCCAAACCAUCAUUGGGCCCAUGCAAUCGUCAGGUGUCGCGCCGGAACAGAUCGAAGAGACGAAGCGCAGAGCCAAGGUGUUCUUCUGGUCGCAAAAGACGGGCAACCAGGUGGACUAUGCGGACUACAAGGCGUGGUUGGCGACGCAGUCCUCGAUACCGGCGGCGAGUGGGGCGGUGGGCGGGGCAGCAGUGGCAGCACAGGCCGAGACGGCGGACAAGGAGGACAAGGAGCCGUAUCCCGCAUCGUUCGACGCGAUCGUCGAGCUCAUCACGACGGGCAAGACAGAUCAGAUUCCGGGCAUCAGAGACAUUCCACUCAAGAUCAACGAAGAGCCUCCAACGCAGGCCAGCAUGGACAGACCACUCAAGCCGUGGGAGAAGACCGGCGCUUCGACGGAAGAUCCGACACAAGCAGUCACAACGACACAACCAGAAAGCAUGCAGCAGUCAUAG